Molecule: messenger RNA, 2131 nt
Organism: Lotus japonicus
Lineage: Eukaryota; Viridiplantae; Streptophyta; Magnoliopsida; Fabales; Fabaceae
Product: putative pectinesterase/pectinesterase inhibitor 22
Exons: 3
Coding region: 57-1694 (545 amino acids)
Biological process (GO): cell wall modification
Molecular function (GO): pectinesterase inhibitor activity; pectinesterase activity
Source: RefSeq, a predicted model, not a curated record
CUAGGAAAGACAAUGAGCACACUUAUUGCCUUUCUGGUUCCCUGUCUCAACCAAAAAUGGCCUUGGUUAAUGCCCUUUUCAUUCUCAUGAUGCUGCUGAUUUUACCCUCAUCAUCCAAGUCCUUCUCAGAUGAAAUUCCCUCAGAAAUCCAAACCCAAGACAUGCAAGCCUUGAUUGCACAAGCCUGCAUGGACAUUGAAAACCAAAACUCAUGCCUCCAAAACAUUCACAAUGAGCUCACCAAGAUUGGCCCUCCAAGCCCUACUUCAGUCCUGAGCGCUGCGCUCAGGACCACCCUCAAUGAAGCACAAGGCGCCAUUGACAACUUAACAAAGUUCAGCACAUUCUCCGUCAGCAACCGCGAGCAAAUAGCCAUAGGAGAUUGCAAGGAGCUCGUUGAUUUCUCUGUCUCUGAGCUGGCAUGGUCAUUAGGGGAGAUGAGGAGAAUCCGAGCAGGUGACACAAGCGUGCAAUAUGAGGGAAACCUAGAAGCUUGGCUAAGUGCAGCACUCAGUAACCAAGAUACUUGCCUUGAAGGCUUUGAAGGAACUGAUAGGCGUCUUGAGAGCUACAUCAGUGGAAGCUUAACACAAGUCACACAGCUUAUUAGCAAUGUUCUGUCUUUGUACACUCAACUUCAUGCCUUACCCUUCAGGCCUCCGAGGAACAAUACUCAUAAAACAAGUGAAAGUUUGGAUUUGGAUUCGGAGUUUCCUGAGUGGAUGACUGAGGGUGAUCAAGAGCUCCUUAGAUCCAAGCCGCACCGUUCGCGUGCAGACGCGGUUGUGGCAUUGGAUGGGAGCGGUCACUACCGCACAAUCACAGAAGCUGUGAAUGCAGCACCGAGUCAUAGCAACAGGAGGUAUGUUAUAUAUGUGAAGAAGGGACUCUACAGGGAGAAUGUGGACAUGAAGAGGAAGAUGACCAAUAUUAUGCUCGUUGGUGAUGGUAUUGGCCAAACCAUCAUCACAAGCAACCGGAAUUUCAUGCAAGGAUGGACCACUUUUCGGACUGCCACAGUUGCUGUAUCUGGGAAAGGUUUCAUUGCGAGGGACAUGUCAUUCAGAAACACUGCUGGUCCAGUAAACCACCAAGCUGUGGCACUGCGUGUUGAUUCAGACCAAUCCGCAUUCUACAGGUGCAGCAUUGAAGGCUUCCAAGACACCCUCUACGCCCACUCCCUCCGACAGUUCUACCGCGAAUGUGAAAUCUACGGCACCAUAGACUUCAUCUUUGGCAAUGGCGCGGCGGUGCUGCAAAACUGCAAGAUCUACACCAGGGCCCCACUUCCAUUACAGAAGGUAACCGUCACGGCCCAAGGAAGAAAAAGCCCACACCAGAGCACCGGGUUUACGAUCCAAGAUAGCUUCAUUCUUGCGACCCAGCCCACGUAUUUGGGCCGGCCCUGGAAGCAGUACUCGAGGACGGUUUACAUUAACACGUACAUGAGUGGGAUGGUGCAACCUCGAGGUUGGCUCGAGUGGUUUGGGGACUUUGCCUUGACCACAUUGUGGUAUGGUGAGUAUAGGAAUUAUGGACCUGGCGCUUCGCUCGCAGGCCGGGUCAAGUGGCCCGGUUAUCAUAUCAUGAAAGAUGCUGCUACUGCUAGCUAUUUUACGGUUCAGCGCUUCAUUCACGGGGACUCGUGGUUGCCGGGUACUGGGGUCAAGUUCACUGCAGGCUUGACCAAUUGACUUAUUUUGUUCACCAUUGCACUAGUAUUUGUAGACCAAAACUAGUAAGUUACCAUCCUCCAUUUUUUAUUAUAUGAAUAAUUGUACCACUUUCUUUGGUUGAUUGAGGAGGAAUAGAUAAACUUUUAGUACAUGGGUGGAUGUUUAAUUAGGAGUUAAGAUCAUUAUGCAUCCCCCUCUUUUAUAGGGUAUAUAUAUAGAUAUAUGUAUGCAUAUACAUUUUUUACAUCAAAUAUUAGUAAUGGGAGUUUUUUUCUUUUUGAAAUAAGUUAUGGGAGUUGAUAUUCUUAUAAAAUGGUCCCAAUCCCUUUUCAAAUGCUAACUGCUCAUUUACUCCAAGUAAAACAUAGUAAAGCUUAUGUUAAUACCAAUUGUAAACGGUGCAAAAACUGUUAGACGUGCACAAUGAAUGAAUAUUGUAACUUGUAUGUCAUUAA